Monosiga brevicollis MX1 is the source of this 4407-nucleotide messenger RNA. RefSeq lists its product as uncharacterized. The transcript is spliced from 15 exons. Gene Ontology annotation, molecular function: protein kinase activity; NAD+ poly-ADP-ribosyltransferase activity; ATP binding. Bases 1 to 4407 code for a protein of 1468 amino acids. Lineage: Eukaryota; Choanoflagellata; Craspedida; Salpingoecidae. The record is from RefSeq and is a predicted model, not a curated record. Gene Ontology annotation, biological process: protein phosphorylation.
AUGCCUAGAGCCGACGGCGAGCGCAAGCUCAUUAUUACGCGAGCCCUGUUGGGCCGUGCCUAUGCCCAUCCUUCGCCUCCUUUCGGGGCGCUGGCUCCCCCGCUGCUGCCCGAUGCACCCAACAACGAGCGUGAGGCCACUGAUCUCGCCUCGCAGUCGACGACGUGCGCUUGGGCAAUCAAGUCCACCUGUCCUUGCAACUGUCAUCGAGAACUACUGGCCAAAGAUCCACAAGAGGCGCUGCAGCUGUUGACCAGUUGGGACCCACAACGUAUACGAGAUGCCGCCCAAUACAAAGGUUGGGGUGGCUGGACACCACUGCACGAGGCCUGCAUUAUGGGUCAUGUCAAGGUGGUGGAGAUGCUGUUAAAGCACGGUGUUGAUACUGAAGCCAAGGACUGGAUAGGCCAAACGCCCCUCGUUGUCGGACGUGGACAAGGGCAUGGCGUCAAGCUGGAGCCCGUGUUUGCUGCUCACGAGGCUCGCCUAUCACAACCACCCGCACCACUCGCUCCGCCCACGCCGGCACCGCCUUCCGCCUGGCUACCGCCUCUGCCCACCACCCCCACCCUCGAGGUGAGCCUGCUCCCCCAUCUUGUUUUCCCCAAUGCAUUUACUACCCCAAUUCCUACGGCCUCAUCCAACCUAAUCACGACCAAUGGCACCACACAACCCUCCAUUAGACCACGGCCUCUGUUGUGGUGGCGGUGGACAAGUGGUUCAAGCCGCUCUUGCCCACGCACCACCACCCAUCCCCUCCCCCACCUCGAUGCCUUUAUCAGCGGUGCCGCCAAGCAAAACCCCAAUCUUGCAACGGCGGUUGCUUCAAUCCGCAAAACCAUCGAUGAAGCCCCACCAGAGUUUCCUGCCAUGGACUGGCCUGCCUUCCAGGCGACCAUUACCCAGGCUCUGAACGCACUCGACCAGGCACUGGCAGCGCCCAAAGCGUUGAACAGCCGCUUGGGUCAAUUGGACCCCAACACUGACAGCCUAGAAUCAGUGCUCCAAGAGCUGCAUGAUAUCACAGCUGGGUUUGAGCUGCAGCCAGCUUUUCUCGAGCUUCAGACCGUGCUGGCAGCAUGCCCAGCUCCACCCACCACGCCAGUGAUCGCGCCCAAAACGACACCCACCGACCUGGCGGCGGCCCUGAGCAAAGUCAUCGUUCUGAGCGGCGUGGAACCCAAACGUCAGGAGCUGCUCACCAGCGCCAACAGCAACCUCAAGCGCCUCGUGCUGGCCUUGAUCGAUGCUCUGGGCGCCGUGGCAAGAGCGGGAACCACCGACACAAUUCAUCGCGUGGAGACGCUACGGCAGUGCGCGCAAUGCGUGGAUGCAAGUGCACCGCCGCCAGCCGAGACAUUGCCCGAGGCUUGGGAGCAGCUGUGCCAAGCGCACAAGAAGCUGAGCCUGCUCGAGCAGAAUGGUCUCGAGCAAAUUGCUCAGUGGCAACCACCUACAGACUACGAGCAUCGGGAUUGGUACUUGGCGUUUGUGCACCACGAGUCGCAAGCUCUGCUGCAGCAGUUACAAGACAUGAUCGACUGGCAGGCCACGACGCUCUCCGUGUUGACCUCGUGCAUGAGUCACGUGGACAGCUUAAACCAAGGCGUCGAUGAUGAAUCGGUUGCUGCCAACGAGGAACUAACCAAGGUGGAGACUGAGAUUCAAGGUAUCAGCGCGGCAUUGCAGCUGGUGCCUGAAACUGUUCGGUCUGGUCUCGAGCAGGAACUCAAAAAGCUAGAAAAGCGACGCGCCAUUUUGCGACAACAAUUAUCAGAUCAGCCACACGUGGACCACGUCGCAGAGCUCGCCCAGCUGCUGCACCAACACUUCCCAGCACUGCUGGUCUUUCUGUACCCUGAACAAAGCACGCUGGGAGCGCGGCUCCGCACAGUGCUUGGCCCCGACCUUCCAGCCAGCCUCAUCUUGGAGGCCAUGACCGAAGUAGACCAGGGUUUGACGCUAUCCAGCUUGGGCCAGCUUGAUCUUCAAUACAACCAAAACCACAUGGUGUACAAGGCCCGUGCCGCGCUUCCAGAGAGCCCUGAACAAGAUUUGGCUGUCAAGGAGUAUGCUUUUGCUCGGCAACACAAGCAGGAUCAGUGUCGUACAUUUCUGCGUGAGCUCCGCGCCAUGCGCCAGCUUGAGCACCCACACAUCAUUCCGGUUCUUGGCGCGCUCGUGGACGUGCACAGUGGCCACCCCAGCGCCUACUUGGUGCAGCCGUGGUGUACACAGGGGGAUCUGCAGCAGUGGCUCGGCAAGGCGCGCCACCUGGCUACCUCAACCGUGAUGGCGAGUCUGAUGACUCAGCUGCGCACGGCCCUGGCGUUUAUGCAUAGCAAGGGCCUGGUGCACCGGGAUGUCAAGCUGAGCAACGUCAUGCUGGAUGGCGAGGAGGACCAACCUGUUGUGCGGCUCGGUGAUUUCGACAUUGCCAAGGCCGCUGCUGAAGCCACCAUGCUACCAUGCACGGCCACUGCAUCGUCGGGCACGGCAGGCUAUGUAGCACCGGAGGUGCUUUUCGGCCAGGGUCGUGUAGGUGCGCGUCCGGCACAGGAUGCCUUUUCCUUUGGCUGCGUUGUCUACAACACGUACAUGUAUCCACAAACGGUGCCACCAGCCCGUUUACCCACGGAUCAGCUUGUUGACAAAUGCACAUGGGAUUCGGUAGCAGGAAACGCAGAUUUCGGUUUUCCGCACUUGGCGGCUGAGAUGUGCGAUUCGUCGAGUGAUUUGUACAAGGAAACGCGGGCUUUGCUUGCAACAGAUCCGAAGCAACGGCCAAGCCUUUUCAGCGCCAAGCAGAUUUCGCAGCAGCUUGCCAUCGCCCAAGUUGGGCCAGCCAUUGAUGUCUUGCGCGACGCGCCCGAGCUCGUGUCAGAGGUGGGUGAGCUACUGAAGCAGCUGAACACCGGUGGGCGGGAACCAGCGAAUAUUGCAGUGCAACGGGUAGAGCGCGUGCACAACCCCGUGCUGUGGGAGCGCUACAGCGCCAAGCGACGAGAGAUGUUGCAUCGUAUCAAAAAUCAAGUGCACUAUGAUCAGCUCCAAACGGCCACAUCGGAUGCGCCCUCGGGCUCUCCAGCUCUGCUUCGCGAUACAUCCUGUCAAGAGCGCCUGUUGCUCCACGGCAUCGCCCCUGACACAAUGCUACGCGACAAGAUUGUGCGCCUGGGCCUUGACUAUCGCUUUGCCGGCAGCAGCGCUGGCCACCGAUUUGGUCUCGGUGUUUACUUGGCGGACCAUCCCGGCAAGAGUCAUCAGUAUGCCGGUGCUGGACCCAACGGCGAACGAAUGCUCGUCAUCACGCGAGCCCUGCUGGGUCAUGCCUUUGUCCACCCAUCACCUCCUUCUGGGGCGCUGGCGCCACCGCUCCUGCCAAAUGCGCCCAACAACGAGCGGUAUGACUCGGUUGUCGCGACACCCUCUGGGGAAUUCCAUGAGGUGGGUGAGCUACUGAAGCAGCUGAACACCGGUGGGCGGGGACCAGCGAAUAUCGCAGUGCAACGGGUAGAGCGCGUGCACAACCCCGUGCUGUGGGAGCGCUACAGCGCCAAGCGACGAGAGAUGUUGCAUCGUAUCAAAAAUCAAGUGCACUAUGAUCAGCUCCAAACGGCCACAUCGGAUGCGCCCUCGGGCUCUCCAGCUCUGCUUUGCGAUACAUCCUGUCAAGAGCGCCUGUUGCUCCACGGCAUCGCCCCUGACACAAUGCUACGCGACAAGAUUGUGCGCCUGGGCCUUGACUAUCGCUUUGCCGGCAACAGUGCCGGCCACCGAUUUGGUCUCGGUGUUUACUUGGCGGACCAUCCCGGCAAGAGUCAUCAGUAUGCCGGUGCCGGACCCAACGGCGAACGAAUGCUCGUCAUCACGCGAGCCCUGCUGGGUCAUGCCUUUGUCCACCCAUCACCUCCUUCUGGGGCGCUGGCACCACCGCUCCUGCCAAAUGCGCCCAACAACGAGCGGGAUAGCCGGGUCCUCAUCUGGACCACUGACUCGUACCAACAACUGCAUGAGCUGCACGGUCACAGUGAUGAAAGACCUGUUGCUUGCCUCAAACGCUCGAUCAGCCUGGCCUUAUUGCCAAACACGCAAAGGCCUAGGCGACGACAAGCACCUCGAAGGCCCACGAGGCACAGACGAAACCAGUCCAACACCGGCUUGGGCGUCUGCCGCACGUCGACGAAAUGCACACUUACGGUGACUGAGUGGUCGUGCAGAGUGCUCGAGCGUCAUGGGCCGUGUCUUGUUGGUAUCCGUUGCGAGUACGCGCGGUCUGAAUUUCAUUUGGGGUCGCAUCGUACGCAGUUCAGAACAGGGCCGGUGAGGAUGGACGACGGCAACGGCCGCUACCGGAAAAAAGCUUCAAGCGAAACGAAGCAUGAUCGAAAACAGGUUGGCCUUUAA